UCCGUAUAAUAAGAGUACAUCAAACCAUCACUUCAUUGGAUCCCAAGAUAUGGCGCAACCGUUGACACCGAAGAGGACAUCACAUGUGAUCACGAAUAACACCCGCGAAGACAAUACACAACAGGCGAAGAAUUACCCGAAGAACUCAAUGGACAGAUUCGGUGAUGAGUUGUCACAAGUAUUGUUGUCUUAUCUGUCAUUCGACGACCGAUUCCGUUACGAAUGUGUGUCCAAACGGUUCCGGAAGACUGUCUUCAAGAGUGUGGUCGACAUCGAUAUCAACGACCGAUUCAUUAAUUUAUUGACAUUUAAUGUGAAGACAAUUGACACCAAAAUAUUGGCCACAAUUGCCAUAAAGUGUGCAAACAUUGAGACCAUUGACUGUCGAGGAAUACGCAACAGAUAUGGAAGCGUUUCAACAGUUUUGCACACAUUUCGACACAAAUGUCUUCAUUUGCGGCAAAUUUACUGCAAUUUAUGGCGAAAUAGCGACCAAUGGAUCCGCUCUUUGGGACCACUCGUCACACGAAUCGGCGAUAUUUACGGCUGCGUUGAGUGCCUAUCACUCAAUCAUUGCCACCGAUUGUCACAAUUGAGGGCCUAUUCUUUGGAUCAAGUCUUUGACAUCUCUUCGGGAAAACUAAUGGCAAAGAAUUUGCAGAAAUUUGAGUUAAAUUUCUAUUCAAACAAUUCAGACGAACACCGAUUGUCAGCAUUCGUGGCACAGAAUCGGUGCCUCAAAAGUGUUGCGUUUGUGACCAAUAGAUCCAUUUCUCCAGAGAUUUUGACGGAAGUGUCGGAACAGUUGUCGCGUUUAACACAAUUACGGGAAUUGCGGCUCAAGUGGUGGACAUCCGGCGAUCAGAUCUCUUUCGGUGACAUUUUGAUGACAAUUGGCGUGAAUUGCAAACAAUUGAAACGAUUGUCAAUUGAUUUCUGCUCCAGAAGUAAGGAAUUCAAUCUCAAGACAUUGGAUUCGUUGCGAUAUUACCGGCGAUUAAAACGAUUGCAUUUAACACUUUAUGUGACCGUCGAUGAGAUAUCGUUGGAUCCGUUGAGACACUGCCGACGGUUAACGCAUUUAGACAUCGAUUUUGUCGAAAUGAACGCAAAAGUGUUUGCAAUGAUUCGCAAGAAUUGUCCACAACUUCAGUGUCUAUGCGUUCAUAACGUGAAGAGCUUUAUAACCGCCACGAGUUUGGAUCUCAUCUCAAGACUACCGGCGCUUCAAAUGCUUGUCAUUGAAUACAAAUUCAAGCGAUGGACAGAUCUUAGAGAUAAUGUGUUCCCGAAGUUGUUGUCGAGAAGUACUCAACUGAAGAACAUUGAAAUCAUUGUUGUGCUCAUUGCCGGUGACCGACAGGGGCUUAACGGCCCGCAGUUCGGACACGUGCUCAAACAUAUAGGUGCCCUGCGCUUUAUCGGCCAGAGUAUUGACAAACAUCUCGAUGUCUUUGACGUGAAUCUGUUCAUUGAAUACGUGGGGGAAAUCGAGGGGUGGAAGUUCUGGCAUACAUUGCACUGUAAAGAUUGGUUAGAAAAUCCAAUGCAUACAUUGCAAGUGAUUGCGGAGGAAAAUCCCAUUGACUACGGAGAACAGGCCAACACCGAUGCCGUCCAACUUAGAGUAUAUAACCUCGUGUUACCCAUCGGUACUAUAAUGGAUGCGGCAGAGAAACGGUACAAAAAACAGGGCCUGACUGUACCCAUCAAAUUGUAUGAUGACGUUAAGGAGUUUGCGAUGGGAACUAUUCCCUGGAUUUUUGAACAGUUUAAAGCCGUAACCAAUGAGAGUGUUAGAGAGCGAGUGACCGCUCAAUUUGUUGGUGAAGUUCACGGAUUUAAUUACCUGAGCAAACGGUUGGACAAAAUCCGUUUGAGCACACCGUUGAAUAUAACAGGGUCGUCCGAGAACCUGCUUGGUAGAAUUAAAGCGCUGGAAGGUUUUAUGCAUUUUUCAUUGGACGAUGAGAUUCAAAAUGCUAGCCAUCCAGUUUGGACCGCAUUUCAUGCCAGGGCCAUUGAUAAAAUACCAUUUGAAGAGGCUAAACAGGCCAACCUUCAAGUCCUGAUCCAGGAUCUCUCACACGCCGUGAUCCCACCUUUA
Messenger RNA from Medioppia subpectinata, 2107 nucleotides. NCBI's taxonomy places the organism in Eukaryota, Metazoa, Arthropoda, Arachnida, Sarcoptiformes, Oppiidae. The record is from the annotation of a GenBank genome assembly.